CACAUAAAAGGGAAGUCAUAACAGCAGUGAGCAUCAUUCCUUUCACUUUGAAGCUACAGUAAGAAAAGUGAUCAGAGAAGGAAAACCAUGAGUACCAUUUCCAAGAAUUCCUUGAAGAGCUCCCUGCUGCAGCUAGAAUGUCAUUUUACAUGGACUUUGCUGAAGCAGGAUGUGGAUCUGGAUGAGCUAGAGGAAACAAUAGAUAGCCAGAUUGAGUUUUUAACAGAAUCCGCCAUCACAAAUUAUAAUCUGCUGUCCUAUGUGUGCCACCUGAAGAAAUCAAAUGAGGAAGCCCUGAGAAAUCUCAAAAGAGCUGAAGAAGAAGUUAAAAAAAAUCAUCCAGAUGAAAUUGCCAGGAGAAGUCUCGUUACCUGGGGGAAUUAUGCCUGGAUCUAUUACCACAUGGAGAGAUAUGAAGAAGCUCAAACAUAUGUAAGGAAAGUGGAAAACGGCUGUGGAAAGCUUUCAAGUACCGCUCAACAGAAGACUCAGUUUCCAGAGAUCUAUGCUGAGGAAGGAUGGGCAUUAUUAAAGUUUGGGAAAAAAUACUAUGAGAGAGCACGAGAUUGCUUUGAAAAUGCCCUGAAGAAUGAACCCAACAACCCGGAAUUUAAUGCAGGCUAUGCAAUAACAAUGUAUCGUUUGGAAGAGACCUCUCUGGCACAGGGUACCCAAGUAGGCCUGUCCUUCCAGCCUCUGGAGCGUGCAGUGGAACUGAACCCAGAGGAUACUUUCAUUAUGGCAUUAUUUGCAUUGAAGCUUCAGGACUUAAAGCGAUUUAAUGAAGGGGAAAUGUAUAUUGAAAGAGCAUUGUCAAAAACCCCUGAUCUUCCUUAUGUCCUGCGAUAUGCUGCUAAAUUUUACAGAAGGAAUAGAAAAGUGGAGAAGGCACUGGAGGUUUUGAAGAAGGCCCUAGCAGUGACACCAAAAUCUACCUUUUUGCAUCACCAACUAGGACUCUGCUACAGAAUAAAGUUCUUUCACUUGAGAAAGUCUGCAAAAUGUACACCUCAAAAGCAAGUGGAUGAACUCCUCCGACUUUCUAUUUUUCAUUUUAAAACAGCAAUUGAAAAAAAACCAAAAUUUUUUGCUGCCCAUACUGACUUAGCAGGAAUGUAUGAAGAAGCAAAGAUGUAUAGAGAAGCAGAAGAGAUGUAUCAGAAAGCGUUUCAAAUAAACAUUCUAUCCUGUACUGAUAAGCAACAGCUUUACCUGUCUUAUGGCAAUUUUCAGAAUUUUCAUAUGAAAUCAGAAUCUGAAGCCAUUCGGUAUUACACAGAAGGUGUGAAAAUUGAAGAAGAUUCUUUUAUAAGAGAUAAAUGCAAAGAAGCUCUGAAGAAAUUGCUGAAGAAGAGAAUUCAGGAGGGGUUAGGAGAUGCAUCAGAUUUUGCGACGCUUGGACUCGUUCAUAGUUUAAACAGUGAGAAAGGUGAAGCAAUAGAGUGUUAUGAAAAAGCUGUUGCAUUGCGUCCUGACUGUGAAGAAUAUCUGAGCGCGUUAUGUGAGCUACGGCUCUCCAUCUCAUGUUGAAACUCUCAAAAAUUCCUCACAUCAAGGAAAACCCAGCCUCAAACUCCGAGGAUGUUUCAGCAGACUCUACAAACUUUUUUAUUUGUAGGAUUGAAGUUAUAAUCAGAUGAAAUAUCGGGUGGCAUCACUUUGUAGUCAUAAUGUAGAAGCUGCAGACGAUUUUGUUUGUUUGUUUGUUUGUUUUCAUUCACCACCAGAGAGCAUGCUUGGAAAUACUAAAUAAUAGCUAUGUCAAUCUUCAAUGCGAACACUGUUAACAAAGGUUAUGUUGAAAUGAUCUGUACAACACAGGUCUCAGCUGGAAAUGAGAUCUUGUCUUGUACCAAGAAAAAGACAAGGGAAAUAUAUUGGAGAAUUUCAUCUAUCCACUUGAAAGAUUUAAAAAGUGCUCUGCAGAGGCACUGAGUUGGCUCAACCCCAGAAGUGGAUCUGACUCGGAGCCGGGAAAUGUUUUGAGCAACUUCUUACAGGAGCCAUCUUUACAGCCCCUUCCCCAUCAACAGAAAUAGCUCCACACAAAUCCAUGGCACUUAUACACAAAUGGAAUUUCUGAUGUUUGUCAAAUACUUUUAAAAUGUCAUUUUUAAGUGUUGUUUAGAAGAAACUUGUUGAAGGUUUGCUCAGUUUACUAAGCUGUAUUUAGUAACUCUGUAGUAGCUUUUCAUGUAACUGAAAAAUAACGCUGUUUGUCCUGUUCACUAGAAAGCUUACAAAAUGUGUAUUAUUGAUGUGAACUAUUAAAACGCAUUACAUUCAUCAA
This is a messenger RNA of Colius striatus (speckled mousebird), 2290 nucleotides long. RefSeq names its product interferon-induced protein with tetratricopeptide repeats 5. The transcript is spliced from 2 exons. Gene Ontology annotation, molecular function: protein binding. Lineage: Eukaryota; Metazoa; Chordata; Aves; Coliiformes; Coliidae. The record is from RefSeq and is a predicted model, not a curated record. Gene Ontology annotation, biological process: defense response to virus. Bases 88 to 1530 code for a protein of 480 amino acids. Gene Ontology annotation, cellular component: cytosol.